Messenger RNA from Hirundo rustica (Barn swallow), 2152 nucleotides. It is a transcript of the gene MEAF6, whose product is annotated as MYST/Esa1 associated factor 6. The record is from RefSeq and is a predicted model, not a curated record. Lineage: Eukaryota; Metazoa; Chordata; Aves; Passeriformes; Hirundinidae. Gene Ontology annotation, cellular component: NuA4 histone acetyltransferase complex. The coding region runs from base 19 to 582 and encodes 187 amino acids. The transcript has 6 exons.
CGCGCAGGCCGCGCCGCCAUGGCCGCGCUGCACGCCAAGGCCGGCGGGCCCCCGCAGAUCCCGGACACCCGCCGGGAGCUGGCCGAGCUGGUGAAACGCAAACAGGAGCUGGCGGAGACGCUGGCAAACCUGGAGCGGCAGAUCUACGCCUUCGAGGGCAGCUACCUGGAGGACACGCAGAUGUACGGGAACAUCAUCCGCGGCUGGGAUCGCUAUCUCACCAACCAGAAGAACUCCAACAGCAAAAACGAUCGGAGGAACCGCAAGUUCAAGGAGGCCGAGAGACUCUUCAGCAAGUCCUCGGUCACUUCAGCAGCGGCUGUCAGUGCGUUAGCUGGAGUCCAGGACCAGCUCAUUGAGAAGAGGGAGCCGGGCAGUGGCACAGAGAGUGACACUUCUCCAGACUUCCACAACCAGGAGAAUGAGCCCAGCCAGGAGGAUGCUGAAGAGCUGGAUGGCUCCGUGCAGGGUGUGAAGCCCCAGAAAGCUGCUUCCUCCACCUCCUCUGGGAGCCACCACAGCAGCCACAAAAAGAGAAAGAACAAAAACAGACACAGAUAUUUGGAAGAAGUUCAGGAAUAACACGAGAAACUACAUCCGUGAGCAAGUCCAGAGAAACAACCUGUAAAACUGAAGUACAGCUUAAGAAAACUGCCAUUUCAGACAAAUUAUAAAAUAUUCUCCCUGGACAAACCAUGGCCAGCAGCAUGGUGGGGUGCAGGGCAGGUGCUGGAACUGACACAAAUCCCUUGGCUCCGGUCCAUGACCCGGGCUUUGGGGACUUUGGGACACAGGCUGUGUGGCUCUGGGUUCCUUCACAUCCCCCCUCUGCAGCUUUGGCUGCUGCUGCCAGGCCAGGUUGGACGGAGGAGCCCUGCCCUGCUCACCUGGGGCAGCUUCUGUGUUCCCAGGCCCUGGCAGACACUCCGAGGGGCUCAGUGAGGCAGGAACUGACUGUUUGUAACGCUUAGCAGGGCCAGGUAGAUAAAAUUAAAAAAAAAAAAAAAAAAGAUAAUUAAAUUUGUCUGUAAUAAAAGCUCUGUUAAAAUUGUGAUUGCUGUUACUGACUAUCCCCUAAAUUUUGGCAGACAAGGCCAAACAAUUCUCCAGUAUAAUUAGGGUAAAAACACCCCAGCAACAUCCCAGUUGUGAUCCACAACCCCACAGGUGCUCCAGCCAGAUCUGUGGGUCUGUCCCCUGAGGGGUCUGGCAUGAAAAAGAGAAAAAUAAAAAGAAAUGUUGGCUUUUUUCUGUUUAUUCAGAAGCUCUUCCAUUUGCCAGCACGGCUCUGGGUUUCACUGCCCGUUCCUGGAGCUGCUGGGGAGGGGCCCUGCAGGAGCUCGGCCUCGCUGGGGCUCCCGUCUGGCUUCAGGUGCACACAGGGCCUCAGGUGUGGCUCCAGAGGCUGUGCUGCCCCUCUGCUCCCUGCCAGCAAGGCCAGGCUGGAUAUUUUCUGUGUGCUCAGCUCAUUUUCCGUGGCUAAUGGGUGUCUGGGGGAGCCCGGUGCCGUUUCCUCCUCGCAGCGCAGUCCUGGGGUGGGAUUCCGGGGUCGAUCCUCCCCGGGCCGUGCCAGCUGUGGGCAGAGCUGUGUCUGCAGGCUGUGCUGUGGCAUUUGUGUGAGGGGUGGGACAGUCACCGCGCUGCUCGGCUCUGGCCAAAGCUCCCUGGGCCACGGCUGCAGGGACAGCAGCGCUGGGGGCGCGUGGGGAGCAGCCCACUGCGGGGUUGGGCGCCGAGUUCUGCGUCCCCUCCGCCUGAACCGGCCUCGCCCUGCCCUGGCAGCCCAGCUCCCUAAGCCCACCCUGCUUCCUGACCCCUCACUUUGGUUUUCCAAGCCCUCGGGUUCCUCUCCUGCCCCUGAGCUCUGCCCCUGGCAGCUGCCCCUUUCAGCUCCUAAAAUCCCCUGUGUAAACCAAACCCACCCCUCUGCUAACGCCUCUUGUUCCCAGAAAUCCAGUGGGGAGGGGGACUCUGGAUUGCCAGAGUGCUUUUUGUGUCCAGAUAUCUGAAGAACUUGAUGGUGUUUGAACACUGGCUUUAUUAUUUACUUCGUUUUAAUUUUUUAGCAAUCUCGCUAGGGUGGCUAAUCAAUUAAUUGAUUUAAUUCAUUAGUAUAUUAAUUUCUAUUGCUUUCUUCCUUUCAAAUGCUGCC